CCGGUCUCACGUGGCGGCCUCGUCUUUGGCUCUUUCCCUCCCUCCCUCCCAACCCACUGCCUGUAAUCGGUAAUCAAAGGAUCGCCAUUCCUCCCUUCGAGUUGGAGUCGCAUCAGUCACUGCGAAAGAAAGAUGGACAGGUUGUGAUGCUUCAACCACUCCCGCUUCUCUCUCUUCCUUCCCCUCCCGAAAUGCCUAUCCUCACUCUGCCUUUCUCCACCGCCGUUGCCGCCGGCGGAACUCUGCGCCUCGCCGCUGAUACUGGAUUGAGUUUCAUCAAACACCCGUCCUUCUGCACCAGCGCCAAUCCCGCCGGUGGAGCUCUCAAUCAGGCGGGGCGCCGGUUAAAGCUUUCAAUUCCCUGUGUUUCCAGCCCUAGUGCCAACCAGCGUGUUCUUGAGGUGCUUUCUUCCCUUGUCCCCGCUCCUUCUUCAUUUCUUUCUCUGUAGUCUUGAUUUUUGCCAUCAUUAUUGUCGUUACUAUUGUGUGUGCUCAAGCCGAUGUUUCGAUUGUGUGUGUGGCAUUUUGUAGGAGCAAGUCGAGAAGAUGUCGGACACUACUCCAUCUUACAAGAUUUUCCCCGGUCAGCCAUUCCCAAUGGGCGUCUCCGAAGUUGACAAUGGGAUCAAUUUCGCCGUCUUUUCGCAGAACGCCACUGCUGUCACCCUUUGCUUGUCUCUUCCUCCCAGUGAGAGUCAUGAAAACGAAGAAAGCCGUACAAUUCAAAUGCAUCUGGAUCCUCGUCUAAAUAAAACAGGAGACAUUUGGCACAUAUGUAUCGAGGGUUUACCACGGAGCAAUGUGUGCUAUGGUUACCUAGUAGAUGGGCCUCGAGAUUGGUAUGAAGGCCAUCGAUUUGACAAUGCAAAAGUCCUCAUCGAUCCGUAUGCUAAGCUUGUGGAAGGUCGUCGGUAUUUUGGAGAUGCUAGCCAGAAAUUGUCAAACUUCUGGGGAACAUAUGAUUUUGAUACAUUGCCAUUUGACUGGGGGAACAAUUAUAAGCCUCCCAAUAUACCAGAGAAAGAUCUUGUUAUAUAUGAAAUGAAUGUUCGUGCAUUUACAGUUGAUGAAUCUAGUGGCCUGGAUACAAACAUACGGGGAAGCUACCUUGGUUUAAUUGAGAAGAUUCCUUACCUUCUUGAGCUUGGAGUAAAUGCUGUGGAGCUGCUUCCUGUGUUCGAAUUUGACGAGUUUGAGUUCCAGAGACGCCCAAAUCCAAGAGACCACAUGGUUAAUACAUGGGGUUACUCGACAAUCAAUUUCUUUGCUCCUAUGAGUCGCUAUGCUAGUGGAGGUGGAGGACCAUGUAGUGCAUCUCGGGAGUUCAAGGAAAUGGUUAAGGCAUUGCAUGAUGCUGGUAUUGAGGUCAUUUUGGAUGUUGUGUAUAACCAUACAAAUGAGGCUGAUGACGCACAUCCUUAUACCACUUCAUUUCGUGGCAUAGACAAUAAGGUAUAUUACAUGAUGGACUUGAAUAACAAAGGCCAAUUGCUGAACUUCUCUGGAUGUGGAAAUACGUUGAACUGUAAUCAUCCUGUGGUCAUGGAGCUCAUCUUGGAUAGCUUAAGACAUUGGGUAUCUGAAUAUCAUGUAGAUGGAUUCCGUUUCGAUCUUGCUAGUGUACUUUGCCGAGGAACAGAUGGUUCCCCCCUUAGUGCUCCUCCAGUUAUUAGGGCCAUUGCCAAAGAUGCUGUGCUAUCGAGGUGCAAAUUAAUUUCUGAGCCUUGGGAUUGUGGGGGUCUCUAUCUGGUUGGAAAAUUUCCAAACUGGGACAGGUGGGCUGAAUGGAAUGGGAAGUAUCGCGAUGACUUGAGAAGUUUUAUUAAGGGGGAUGCUGGUAUGAAAGGGAAUUUCGCUACUCGAGUUGCUGGAUCUGCUGACCUGUACAGAGUCAACAAUCGCAAACCUUAUCACGGCGUGAACUUCAUAAUUGCGCAUGACGGAUUCACACUGUAUGAUCUAGUUUCUUACAACUCCAAGCAUAAUGAUGCUAAUGGAGAAGGGGGCAACGAUGGAAGCAAUGACAACCUCAGUUGGAACUGUGGCUUUGAAGGAGAAACUGAUGAUCCUGGUGUUAAAGCUUUACGUUCUCGGCAGAUGAAGAACUUCCAUCUCGCCUUAAUGAUAUCACAGGGGACGCCAAUGAUGCUAAUGGGAGAUGAGUAUGCACAUACUCGUUAUGGGAACAACAACAGUUAUGGACAUGACACCUCUCUUAACAACUUCCAGUGGAACAAGAUGGAAGCACGAAGGAGUGGUCACUUCAGGUUUUUCUCAGAAACGAUAAAGUUCCGAUUAACACAUGAAAUAUUCCGGCAAGAGAAUUUUCUCAGCAAUAGAGAUAUCACGUGGCAUGAAGACAACUGGGGCAAUCCUGACAGCAAGUUCCUUGCAUUUACGCUUCAUGAUAAGAACGGUGGAGAUAUCUAUCUGGCGUUCAAUGCCCAUCACUAUUUUGUUAAGCUCUCAAUACCAUCCCCUCCAGCAAACAGGCGUUGGCACAGAGUGGUGGACACAAAUCUACAAUCCCCAGAUGACAUUGUGCCUGAAGGCGUAGCCGGUGUUGGAAGCACUUACAACAUAGCUCCAUACGCAUCGAUCCUUCUUCAAGCGAAAUGAAAACAUGUCCGGACUUGACGAUGCAUACUUUGCCAUUGCACCAGUCACCUGGAAUACAAAAAUCCAGUAUGUAUGGAAGGCCAUUGAGUACUCAUGUAUGCCAUUAUCGACCUUCGAGGUUGACGAAUCCUUGGUAGAUCGGCCGGCGGUUCUGGGGCUCCUACUCUGGCUAUGGUAGAUGGUGGAUGCUGGACUGGGUGGUGCGUACGAAUAAAUAGCCUGUUAGUGUUACACCUGACAGGAAGAAAAAAAAAAAGACAUCUUCUCGGGCUGUCCAAUUACCAUCAUUUCAGAGUUCGGUAAAAUAAAACACAUAGACAAUAAUAAGCUGUGGAGAAGUAUGAAUAACGAAUGAUAUCGUUAAAACAGGAAAAAAGUAAAUUAAGCGCAGAACCAUCCUAUAUUGUUUUUAUGUGAAAUACUGAAAUGGUUGAGGUUGUGGGGCUUUCAGCACAAGUUGAACCAUCCUUUUGCGUUGUUGCUGAUACUUCUGUGGACGCAGAUAGGAUGUACGCUUGACCGUAGAGAUCCACUGACCUGUCCCGACCUAAUUCUGAGGGUCAGGUUGGGCCAAUCUAUUUGUAGGGUCGGUUUAAAGUCGGGUCAUUUUUUGGUUAUGUAAGGAUUUGGUCAGAUCAACUUAGCGGAGGGUCAUUUUUUUAUCUUGUGAUCCAUAGCAACAAUUAGCGAUAUGAAAUUCCUCAUACUAACAAAUUUGACUUGUUUGUAAAGUUUUAAAAAUUAAAGUAUUAUAAUGCAAGGUAAUAAACAUAAACAUGCCAAACUGUAAUUUCAGC
Molecule: messenger RNA, 3416 nt
Organism: Linum tenue
Lineage: Eukaryota; Viridiplantae; Streptophyta; Magnoliopsida; Malpighiales; Linaceae
Source: the annotation of a GenBank genome assembly